GUCGACGCCGACUUCGAGCUGCACAACUUCCGCGCGCUGUGCGAGCUCGAGUCCGGCAUCCCCGCAGCCGAGAGCCAGAUUGUCUAUGCUGAAAGACCUCUCACAGACAACCACAGAUCACUGGCUUCUUACGGCUUGAAAGAUGGAGAUGUCGUAAUACUACGACAGAAGGAGAAUGCAGACCCUCGACCUUCAGUGCAAUUCCCAAAUUUACCCCGAAUAGACUUCAGUAGUAUAGCUGUGCCUGGCACGUCCAGCCCCCGGCAGCGCCAGCCACCAGGAGCACAGCAGUCCCACUCAUCUCCUGGAGAAAUUGCUUCAUCUCCCCAGGGUUUGGACAAUCCAGCCUUGCUCCGAGACAUGUUGCUGGCCAACCCACAUGAGCUGUCCUUGCUGAAGGAACGCAAUCCACCUCUGGCAGAAGCUCUGCUCAGCGGAGAUCUUGAGAAGUUUUCCAGGGUCCUGGUGGAGCAGCAGCAGGAUCGAGCCCGGAGAGAGCAAGAAAGGAUUCGUCUCUUUUCUGCUGACCCUUUUGAUCUCGAAGCUCAGGCAAAGAUAGAGGAAGAUAUAAGGCAACAGAACAUUGAGGAAAACAUGACGAUAGCUAUGGAAGAAGCUCCAGAAAGUUUUGGACAAGUGGUGAUGCUUUAUAUUAACUGCAAAGUAAACGGACAUCCCGUGAAAGCCUUUGUUGACUCAGGUGCCCAGAUGACUAUCAUGAGCCAAGCGUGUGCAGAAAGGUGUAAUAUAAUGAGACUGGUGGACCGGCGGUGGGCAGGGAUCGCCAAAGGAGUGGGAACGCAGAAGAUUAUAGGCCGAGUCCAUCUAGCUCAGGUUCAGAUUGAAGGAGAUUUCCUGGCAUGUUCUUUCUCUAUACUUGAAGAACAGCCGAUGGACAUGCUUCUGGGACUGGACAUGCUUAAACGGCAUCAGUGUUCCAUUGAUCUGAAGAAAAAUGUACUUGUCAUCGGCACCACCGGCUCACAGACCACCUUCCUUCCUGAAGGAGAGCUACCAGAGUGUGCCCGGUUGGCGUAUGGAGCUGGGCGAGAGGAUGUACGGCCAGAGGAGAUUGCAGACCAAGAAUUAGCAGAAGCCCUUCAGAAGUCAGCAGAGGAUGCAGAGAAAAGUGGUAAAGAAUCUACCUCACUGGGAAUGUCAUCAUUACCAACUUCAGAUGGAUUUAACCAUCCAGCCCAUUCUUUAGGACAGAGUCCUGAGAUUGGUAAUCCUACAAGUCUUGCUCGCUCUGUCUCUGCUUCAGUCUGCCCUGUCGAGCCCAGUGACCCAGAUAGCAUCGAACAUAAAGAUGUGAAGGCUUUGAAGGCUUCAGCUGAAUUCCAGAUAGUCUCUAAGCAGAAAGUACAUCUUCCUCUGCAGGAUCUUGCUGAGCACGCUUCUUCAGCAGAUCACGCUCCGGCAGGCCAGAGUCCAGCUAUGCCUUUGCAGAAUUCAUCUGAGGAAGCAAUUGCAAAUAAUUUGGAAAAAUUUGCUGAAGGAAGCACCCAGGGUCUCAAAUGUCAUCUCCACACAAGACAGGAAACUAGUUUAUCUGUCACAACUAUGAGGAUGCAUGAACCACAGGUGCUUCCAGGCCAAAAUAGUUGGCAUCCAGAAAAUCAAAACCUGAGUCAAGCAAAUGGCCUUGAGCAGCACGAAGAACCAGAGUGUGACCAGAGUGAGGUUGCACAGCAGAAUGCUCCAUGUGACCUGGAACAUCUCCAUAGCAUAGGGGACCUGGAACUUCCUGGAGAAAGGCAACAGAACCCACAAAACAGUGUCGAUUUGGAAGGUGCAGUGAAAGGAGAUGAGCCGCAGCAGAGUGUGGAUCUCCCAAGUACAGAGACCCGUAUUUCACCUUCAGGAUGCUUUGGCUGCUCACAUUUAGAAACUCUUAUGGAAGUAGAUCUAGUUGAACAGUCCCUAGUUGCUGCGCUUAAUUCAGCAGAGAAUCAGAAUGCCAAUGUCAAGAGCAUCAGUAUAUCUGAUCUCACUUUAGAUAAUCCCUCGAUGGAAGUAGAAACAUCAAAAUGCAAUCCUUCUGCUGAAAUUCUGAGUAAUUCCAUUUUCACUCAGGAUUUACAGCCCCCAGAAAGCAAUGUAGAAAUACCUGGAACAAAUACAGAAUGCAGCAACUAUUCCCCUUUAAGUUUCUGUGGCAGUUGUCAGCCCUCUGUGGAGUCAGCAGAAGACUCUUGUUCAUCUGUAACAGCAGCCUUGAAAGAACUUCAUGAACUUUUGGUCAUCAGUAGUAAACCAGCUUCAGAUAACAUAUCUGACGAAGGUAUCUGUCAGUCAGAAACAGUAGCUGAGGACCAAGUAGACCUUUCUGAACAGCAGACCCAAAAUGAGCAUCUUGCCCAGAAUGAACAGUGUCCACAUGUCUCCUUUUAUCACGCUUUGUCUGUAUCAGUGAAGACAGAAAAAUUAACAGACACUUCAUCAGGCACUGAAACAGAAGGUGGGAGUCCAGGUAAUGGCCUGUCGGCUGAUAUGGAAGGUGUUCUCAAAUCUAGGGGAGCAGUAAAUGAGAGCAGUUCUGUCACUGUAACCUCAGCUAAAACAUCUAAUCAAUUACACUGCACUGUAGGUGUAGAAAUCUCACCCAAACUUGUAGUAGGUGAGAAGGAUGCACUCAAUCAGACUUCAGAGCAAACUAAGUCUUUGUCGUCUGGUUUCAUAUUGGUUAAAGACUUGGGUCAGGGCAUACCGAAUCCAGUAACAGACAGGCCUGAAACCAGAGAAAAUGUCUGUCCUGAAUCUACAAGGCCAUUUCUUGAAUGGGAACCCCCUUCCAGCCAUCCAUCAGCAAGUCCCUCCAUUCUUCCACCAUUUUUUCCUGCUGCAGACAUUGACCGGAUUCUACGUGCCGGCUUUACUUUGCAGGAAGCUCUUGGGGCUUUGCAUCGAGUAGGUGGAAAUGCAGACCUUGCACUUCUUGUUUUGCUAGCGAAGAACAUUGUAGUUCCUACAUAACUAUGGGAAAGUGGGCUAGACUGUACUCCAUUCCCUUACAAAGAGCUCUCUCUAUAUACACACAUGUACGUACACACUCACCACUUAACACAGGAUAUAUAGAAACCUGCAAGCAGAAUGUUGAGCCAGAUUUUUUUUUUUUAAAGAUUUUUUUCGGCCAAAGUAAUUUAUGAUCUCUCGUCUGAUGAAUUUGUCUCUUCUACUUGUUAAAAUUUGGGCCUUUUUAAAUGUCUUGGCAGUAUGUGCAUACAAAAGCUUUUUAUUCUCAUUAAGAUGAUGUAUUCUGGAAUAAAACGGAUGGUUUCAUGUAUAGCAUACCAUUUUAGGAUGAGAGUGAAUGCUUUGACGAGCAGAAGCCACGAGAAAUCCCACCAACCAUGCAGCUAAAAGCAGAUCAAGUGUACUCCAGAGCUGUGUGUGCCAUAGGCAAGGUCUGGCUAUUGACUCUAUUGUCAGUUUAGAAUUGUUUGACCACAUAGUUUGGUGUUUGGAAUUAUACCCAGUGCUCUGUGUAUUAUGGUUCACUUAAUUAUACCAGGAAAUUGAAGAAUAAUUGAAUAAUA
Tupaia belangeri chinensis (Chinese tree shrew) is the source of this 3539-nucleotide messenger RNA. Its product is annotated as regulator of solute carriers 1. Gene Ontology annotation, molecular function: protein binding; aspartic-type endopeptidase activity. The record is from RefSeq and is a predicted model, not a curated record. Lineage: Eukaryota; Metazoa; Chordata; Mammalia; Scandentia; Tupaiidae. Gene Ontology annotation, biological process: proteolysis.